Camelus dromedarius (Arabian camel) is the source of this 2634-nucleotide messenger RNA. RefSeq names its product isocitrate dehydrogenase (NAD(+)) 3 catalytic subunit alpha (gene IDH3A). NCBI's taxonomy places the organism in Eukaryota, Metazoa, Chordata, Mammalia, Artiodactyla, Camelidae. Gene Ontology annotation, molecular function: isocitrate dehydrogenase (NAD+) activity; NAD binding; magnesium ion binding. The coding region runs from base 85 to 1185 and encodes 366 amino acids. The transcript is spliced from 11 exons. Gene Ontology annotation, cellular component: mitochondrion. Gene Ontology annotation, biological process: tricarboxylic acid cycle; isocitrate metabolic process. The record is from RefSeq and is a predicted model, not a curated record.
CCAGGAGGGAGCGGGCUCUGGGCACUGGUCGCGCGGCUGCGCACAAGUGCCGUCGCUGUCGCCGCGGUGAGAGGAGGGGACGCGAUGGCUGGACCGGCGUGGAUCUCCAAGGUCUCUCGGCUGCUGGGGGCAUUCCACAACCAAAACCAGGUGACCAGAGGUUUUGCUGGUGGUGUUAAGACAGUAACUUUAAUUCCAGGAGAUGGUAUUGGCCCAGAAAUUUCAGCUGCAGUUAUGAAGAUUUUUGAUGCUGCCAAAGCACCUAUUCAGUGGGAGGAGCGGAAUGUCACUGCCAUUCAAGGACCAGGAGGAAAGUGGAUGAUCCCUCCAGAAGCCAAAGAGUCCAUGGAUAAGAACAAGAUGGGCUUGAAAGGCCCUUUAAAGACCCCAAUAGCAGCUGGUCACCCCUCUAUGAAUUUAUUGCUGCGUAAAACAUUUGACCUUUAUGCAAAUGUGCGACCAUGUGUCUCAAUUGAAGGCUAUAAAACCCCUUAUACGGAUGUAAAUAUUGUCACCAUUCGAGAGAACACAGAAGGAGAAUACAGUGGAAUUGAACAUGUGAUCGUGGAUGGAGUUGUGCAGAGUAUCAAGCUCAUCACCGAGGCGGCCAGCAAGCGCAUCGCGGAGUUUGCCUUCGAGUACGCGCGAAACAAUCACCGGAGCAACGUCACGGCCGUGCACAAGGCCAACAUCAUGCGAAUGUCAGAUGGGCUUUUUCUGCAAAAAUGCAGGGAAGUUGCAGAAAACUGUAAAGAUAUUAAAUUUAAUGAGAUGUACCUUGAUACAGUAUGUUUGAAUAUGGUCCAAGAUCCAUCCCAGUUUGAUGUUCUCGUGAUGCCAAAUUUGUAUGGAGACAUCCUCAGUGACCUAUGUGCGGGAUUGAUUGGAGGUCUUGGUGUGACACCAAGUGGCAACAUCGGAGCCAACGGGGUUGCGAUCUUCGAGUCGGUUCACGGGACCGCCCCGGACAUCGCUGGCAAGGACAUGGCCAACCCCACGGCCCUGCUGCUCAGCGCUGUGAUGAUGCUGCGCCACAUGGGGCUUUUUGAUCACGCGGCAAAGAUUGAGACUGCGUGUUUUGCUACGAUUAAGGAUGGGAAGAGCUUAACAAAAGAUUUGGGAGGCAAUGCAAAAUGUUCAGACUUCACAGAAGAAAUCUGUCGCCGAGUAAAAGAUUUAGAUUAAGGCUUCUACAAACGGUAUUCGCAUCAGUCGCUUUAACGGAUGCCUCAUCAGCCUGUAUUAGGAUACCUCCCAUUAUGUAUGUAUUUUUUGCUUGUUUCUUGACAGAGUACGUUUUUAGACAUGGCCUUUUCUUAACAAAAUCUGUGCAAAGGAUGCAGGUAAUGUCCCUAGAACACCUGCUUUCAAAGGACUUUUUCCAAGUGCUUAUUUAUUAAAUAUCUAUCUGGUAUACAUUUUUUUUUGUAAACUCUAUGUGGACUGUAUCAUUUGCCACUGUUAACCAUUUUACACUUCAGUUAAAACAGUUUUUCUUCAACUGUAAAUAUCAUGAUACAGCGUUAAUAAGAGAAAACAUCUAACUUUUUAAAGAAAAACCUUGAUUCCCUUGGUUUAUGAAAAAUAUAAUGGAAAUAAAACAGAAUAUUAACAUGAUAGCACAAGACGAUAUUCUUAUAAAACUAAACUGGCACAAGACAACUUUCCUGGGAAAGUUUACAUUAAAAACAGUUAAUGUGGUGUAUUUCUUAGUGAUAUGGAAGGUAAAGACUGAUUUGUCCUUUACAUGAAUUACUGAGUAUGAAUAAAGACUCCCAAUUGAGGAAUAUAUACUGAGAGAUAUAAUUUUUGUUAAUAAGAUAUGGACAAUAUAUUGGGUACUAAGACACAAAUGCAUUGGGUGUUCAAUUAUUUUCUUGAGAUUUACUAUUCUUGGCGAGAGCUUUUAACGAAGUGAAGGGGUGGUAGUUCCUUUUCACUGGACGUACAUCAAGCAUCAUGUGUAACACAGCCCUCGAGCCCUGUAUGGACAGAGAGUUGGACAUGGGAGCUGACUGCUGUGUGCGAUCACUUCCGCAGCAUGUCCGGAAAUGGACCACACCCCAGCUGAUAACUGCUACAAGGCCUGACCGCAUAAAUUUUGGCUGCAUUUAAGGAACCUGGGAUGCUGGCUAUUAAUCUUAUAUUUCAGUAGCUACUCCUUCCCCAAAGCACCAAGUCACUCCCCUCUGCCUCAGCACCAGUAAGAAAUGAGUUGCAGAUUCAGCCUGAGUUGAUUCACAAAAUCCUGCCACACCGGGGCUUGGCUCAGCUUUUGACCUUUGGGCAUCUCCUCUCCAUCCCUCCUCCAUUCCCUCCUCCCGGCAUGUCUUUUCUUUAAUCUCCAGACACUAAGGCACUAUUUUCAUGAACCCUUUGGCCCCACACCAAAGGCGACUCUUGGCUUCCCUGACCCUUGUGUAACACUGCAAACCUGUGACUCUGCGUAGCGUACCCUGGUCACAAGGGCUUAACAACAACAAACAUUCCUGUCUGGGUCCUUUUUUAGUCUUGUAACCAGACUUACAAUCUUAUAUGUAUUUUACUUUGUUCAAAUGGCUGCUUCUGUUUUAUUGGAUUGUGCUAAUUAUCAGUAUUUCUUGGGUUUACACUAAUAAAGAAUUCCCAAACUGA